Cyclopterus lumpus (lumpfish) is the source of this 6236-nucleotide messenger RNA. RefSeq names its product eukaryotic translation initiation factor 2-alpha kinase 3 (gene eif2ak3). The record is from RefSeq and is a predicted model, not a curated record. The transcript has 18 exons. NCBI's taxonomy places the organism in Eukaryota, Metazoa, Chordata, Actinopteri, Perciformes, Cyclopteridae. The coding region runs from base 291 to 3626 and encodes 1111 amino acids. Gene Ontology annotation, molecular function: protein binding; ATP binding; protein kinase activity. Gene Ontology annotation, biological process: protein phosphorylation.
UGACACUUUAACGAACGUAGGGAUUUUAUUGUCCAAUCCUAGUGUAGAAACAAGGCGGAACUUAGCGUUACCAAGGCACGUCUUGAGUCAAGUAUAAAGGGAAUAACAUGGUGUCCCAGUGGCUGUUUAUGUUUACUUAAAGAACAGAUUUGAAAGGGCGUUUUGCAAGACACAACGGCAUUUUCUUUUGUACUUCCACUGUUUUUUUUGCACUUUAACUUUUUUAUGUUAAGAUUUACAAGAACAGUGGCAUGUAAAUCUCAUACUUCACUAAUGUGCCAGUCUUACAAAUGGAAAGGGGGCUUCACUUUGGAAACGUGAGCAUUUCCCUGGUGCUCCUGCUGUUGCUGAAAGCGCUCACUGGAUUCGGGACCACGCAGGCUCAUUGCUCAGCUAUCGGGAGGGAGCCGCAGUCCGUCGCCCGGGGUUCAGGUUCGACCUCGGAGGAAGAUGGUACAAGAGUCAUGGAGCGGGGCUUGGAGAACGUCGGCUCCCCGGUCAUUGUAGCUGACGUUACGGUGGAGGAUGACGAGAACGGGUCGGCGGGGGAGGCCGACGAAUCAUUCGGGGAAAGUAACGGAAAUGUCCAACCGACAAGGUCUCUUGUGAUCAUCAGUACCCUGGACGGGCGGAUCUCUGCUCUGGACCCUCACAACCAGGGCAGGAAGCAGUGGGACCUCGAUGUCGCAUCAGGGUGCCUUGUGUCGUCCAGCCUCAGCAAACCUGAGGUGUUUGGCAAUAAGAUGGUCAUCCCUUCACUGGACGGUGCCUUGUUCCAGUGGAACCGGGACAGGGAGAGUAUGGAGGCCGUGCCUUUCAGUGUGGAGUCCCUGCUAGAUUCGUCUUACCGGAUCGGGGAGGACACUGUCCUGGUUGGGGGCAAAUCUCUUACGACCUAUGGCCUGGGGGCCUACAGUGGCAAGCUUCGGUACAUCUGCUCCGCGGUGGGCUGCAGUCGCUGGGGGGAUGAGGAGAUGGAGGCCGAAGACGUGCUCCUGCUGCAGAGGACUCAGAAGACUGUGCGAGCCAUCAGGCCGCGGUCGGGGAUGGAGAAGUGGAACUUCAGUGUUGGGAACUUUGAGCUGAAGCUCCUUCCCGAGACGCAGUCCGGCAUGAACUUCCUGGAGGGAGAGGUGGCGACCGGCGACGCCUGGAGGGAGAGCCAGCGGGUCAUCGUCGACGAACCAAAAGAGGGCGGACAGACGGAGAACCGGCAAAAGCAGAACCUGGAACUAGUCAUCAAAGUGUCUGUUCCCGAUUGGAAGGUCAUGGCCUUCAGUACAGCGCCAGACGGACAGCUGGUCUGGGAACGUCAGUUCUGCACACCCAUUGCUUCGGCUUGGCUGGUGGGCGGGGGCAAAGUCACACCCAUCGCCCUGUUCGACGACAACGCCUACAGCAACCAGUCGGAAACCGAUGAGGACGACGACGACAAUGAUUCUGAGAAGGCCAGAGGAGCAGAACAGUCCAGUGUUUACCUUGGAAUGUACCAGGGACAGCUCUACCUCCAGUCCUCAGUGAGGAUCAGCGAAAAGUUCCCUCCCAAAGCUAUUGGAUCGGUCAAGGACAUAAUUCCACUCCCCACAGUCAAGUGGAAGCCUCUAGUCCAUUCCCCAUCUCGGACACCAGCCCUGGUCGGCUCUGAUGAAUUUGACAAGUGUCUGAAUAAUGACAAGUUCUCCCAUGAAGAAUACAGCAACGGAGCCCUGUCCAUCCUUCAGUAUCCAUAUGACAACGGCUACUUCUUCCCCUACAGCAAGCUUUACCGGGAGAAACGCAACAGUGCCGUCAGCCUGAUAAAGGGAAACGGGGCGGGGUCUGAGAGUCGCAGGAGGAAGGACCCCGUACUGUUGCUGCCCUGGUGGAAGGAGAUCCUCGGCACCAUCGUCUUCUGCAUCGCCGCCACCACCUACAUCGUCCGCAAGUUCUUCCACCCUCCCGCCCCGGUGGCCUAUGUGAGGCAACGGAAAGAGUCAGAGACACAGUGCCAGACAGACUGCAAGUUUGACCUUGAGGUUGUGGAAUCCAAAGAGCCGGUUGCUAUGGAGACCCGUUCCAGUGAAUAUGUGUCCAGGUACCUGACGGACUUUGAGCCGGUGCAGUGCCUCGGCCGCGGGGGGUUCGGUGUUGUGUUUGAAGCCCGGAACAAAGUGGACGACUGCGACUACGCCAUCAAACGGAUCCGCCUGCCCAACAGAGAGCUGGCCCGUGAGAAGGUGAUGCGAGAGGUGAAGGCCCUGGCCAAGCUGGAGCAUCCAGGGAUUAUCCGCUACUUCAACGCCUGGCAGGAGAGCCCCCCCGAGGGCUGGCAAGAGCAGAUGGACCAGAGGUGGCUGAAAGACGCCAGCACCACCGACUGGCCAAUGAGCUUCCUUGACCACAUGGAGGCGCUGUCAGUCAAAGUCCCAGUGUCCAGCUCGGUGUCACCGGUCUCCGGGCCUGGAGGAGACGUUCUGGAGGCCUCUGUGGACACGCGGGCCUUGCUCUCCAGCAGCGUUGGCGUGGGUUUUGGCGUUGACGAUAGCGACCUGUCCUUCCACCCGCUGCUGGGCCACGACAGCCUGAUGUCUGAGCGGGACAGUCAGGCGGACCACGAUGCCUCGGACACCCACAACUCCUUUGAACUCUGUCCUCCACGCGGCCCCAGCGACUGCACCUCUUCUUCCUUUGACAUUGUGUUUGAGGACUCAGGCUGCGACAGGGACGCUGACGCUGACACGGACACGGACACAGAUUCGGACUCUGACUCUCACUCGGCCUCCGGUGCAGCCAGCCCGAGCACAACGACGGAUAAGAACAGCUCGUCUUCCUCUCGCACCCGACAACAGGAAUCCGUCCCGCCCUUCUCUUCCUCUCCCCCCCGACCAACCUCUCUUACCCUGGCUCUCCCGCCAACUCCUCAAACCCAGCGAGUCCAGCCUUCACCUAAGGUGUACCUGUACAUCCAGAUGCAGCUCUGUCGGAAGGAGAACCUGAAGGACUGGAUGGCCCAGCGCUGCCUCCCGGAGCAGAGGGAGCACAACCAGUGUCUCGAUAUCUUCCUCCAGAUUGCAGAGGCCGUCGACUUCCUGCACAGCAAGGGGCUCAUGCACAGGGACCUCAAGCCUUCCAACAUCUUCUUCACUAUGGAUGACGUGGUGAAGGUGGGCGACUUCGGCCUGGUGACGGCCAUGGAACAGGAGGAGGACGAUGACGAGCCGAGCGCCCUGACGCCCGCCCCGCUGCUGACCCGGCACACGGGCCAGGUCGGCACCAAGCUCUACAUGAGCCCAGAGCAGCUCUCUGGAAACUCGUACUCUCACAAAGUGGACAUUUACUCUCUUGGACUGAUCCUGUUUGAGUUGCUGUAUCCCUUCAGGACCCAGAUGGAGAGAGUGAGGACGCUGACUGAGGUGAGAGCGCUGCGCUUCCCAGAGGUUUUCUCCAAAAACAACGUUCAGGAGCUGAGCAUGGUGCGCAGCAUGCUGUCGUGGAGCCCCGGCGAGCGUCCCGAGGCGGCCGAGAUCACGGGGACCCCCCUCUUCCAGGAGCUAGAGCUGCCUUGCCGACUGGCCAUGAGGCAGCGCUCCCGCACAUACAGCGCCUCGUCCAUGGGCCGCCCCUCACGCCAGACAUCGACUAACUGAAAGUCCCCCCUCUCCUCCUGCUGGUCUGCAGCCCAAAAGAAACACCUCAGCCCCCAGUGCCAUCACACACUGCCUCAGAUAACAACAAAAAACUCUCAAGAACGACAAACCGUGCAGGAAUUUAUCUGCGUGGCUUCAGAGCGGCGAGACAAAGUCCUGCACAGUUACUCUCCUUGGUUACAUAUUCGCACACCAUCAUGCCCACGCUCCCCAAUUUUAAUCACACUUGCAAGUGAAAGAAUAUUUUAAAAGCAACAGCCGUUCUGCAACGUCCACGACCAGCUCUCGGCUCAGGCGGUACAAGCAAACUAAUUCUUAGUGGUUGUUUUUAAAUGCCUCGGAGUACCAGAUGGGCAGUGUGUGCUCAGCAAUUAUCCACAGGACAUUAUAACUAACGGAUUUUGCCGUGUUUCACCCUGCCGUGGCUGAGUCGAUCUUCUGGUACUCUCGAGACGAUUGACAGACAUGCUGAGAACUGCUUAACAUAUGAUUUGACGCCGGUCCGGUCACAACACGCUGCUUGCUCCCAACAUUCAGCCAGUGUUCACUCACCCACGCUACACCUCAGGUAUCAAAAACCGAGAGGAUACUCCAAAGGGGCCUUUGAUGCUUGAUCAUCCUAUCUACCGGCGACCAGUACUGAUCACUGGUACAAGCACUAUCUGGUGUUCUGCACCCAAUAUGCCUGAUUUUUUUUUUUUAAAUGAGAGAAGGCAAUGUAUUGAGUAGAGAAGAGUUUAUGAAUCCGGAUUAUCCGAUAUGAUUUGCCUUUAGAAAGUGGCCCCCGGCCUCUGAAUGAAUGCGGAGCGGCUGGCUCCUGUCAUUUUCUUUGCAUGUACCUGAUGAGGAAAGUGAGGGGGUGAGUGUGAGUAUAUCUUAAAGCCAGUACUUGGACGCAGUUUGUAAAUUUACACAAUGACUGAGGUGCUCAAUCAUUUGUUCCCCCAACACCACCUCUUUGCUCUGUGAAUAUAAAUGAAAGGGGGAAAAAAAAAUCAGUUUCUAUCUUUUUGUUUCUUCUUUGUUAAUGAAUUCAGAAGAUAUGUUCGAUCAAUCCUGUACAUAUUGUAAGGCGCCGUUGCUUGUAAAUGGCUUUUUCCAGAAGGCAACUGUAAGAUAGUGUGAUAUACUGUCGGGGGAGGGGGGGGAUGAUCUCUGCCAUUAACGGAUAGCUGAAUGUUACAGUGUGACGAUGAUGGUCACCUCUUCUUCUCGUUGUUGGAAAAUUAUUCUCAGUGUUUGUCUUCACACGUCCGGGGCACCAAGGUUUUUUUGCCCUGCUUCGAGCCUGCAGGACCAGAGUGCCAUUAGAGAGUCAGUAAAGUGUACUUUUCUGUAACUGAAAAACUCACCUCCCAAUUUUUCCGGGAACUGCGUCACCGUGGGCUCGGACCUCUGUCCAGCUGGUGUUCCCGGUGAAGCUCGACAAACACUAGAGGUGUGCAGCCCUCCCACGACGAAGAGAAAUAGCAUUUAGUCAAGAGAGACGAUACUGUUUUAUCCCCUCUGCAUCGUCUACUGGGGGGACCUGGACCUGAUGUUGGUCAUGUGAUCCACAAAAGCAUUGUUUAAUGUACAUAAGAAGUGCUGGGGAGAGUCACAUGACCCAUUUGUAACUUCACACACUGCUAAUUGUAAUGUGCUUUCAAUGAUUGUACUUUUCUAAGGAUCUUCUUAUCUUCUCUUUUUUUUUUUUUUAUAAAUAAUGCCAGUUUUUUUUUUUUUUUAUAUAUAUAUAAUUAUUCAGCAUUUUUUUAAUUUUUAUUACUGUAGAGUCUUGACUGCAUUUGAUACAAGAAGUCAAACUAAUGUUUUUUCAUCCGUCCUCGUUCUUCUUGCAAAAGGAUCCGUUCUGUUCUCACAGUUCAAAACAGACUGUACGUCCACCACGAAUAAGAAAGUAGUUCCAUAAACGGCAUACCCUCAAGUCAGAGGGGGAAAUGUGAACACUUUGAGCGAUGGAAGGUACUGUUACUUAAGUGCUGACAAUGUACCACCUUUUUGCAGAUUUCAAUGUCUGAUAUAUCAAAGGAAAUUCAAUAAGGAUCCAGGAUAAAUCCGUCUCCUGCAAAACUGGUCAAUUUCUAAGAGAAUUGUGAUCUGAAGACGUGUUUGUGGAGGAUUUACAACUUAAAUCACCUACAGUAGUAAAUAGCUUGUCAGCUUCUACCAUUAAAACUUAAAACAGCAUUAUUGACGAUAGUGUAUUAUAUGAGGAUCUAGAGAUUUUCUUCUUUUCACUCGGAACCAAGGAAAUGUGAAUACACUGUUGGUUUUUCAUGCUGUUGUUGACUUGUGUUCAUCCUCCCUUCAUUCCUGCCGUCCAGGUGUCUUUUCAUGAGGACGGUUGAAUUGAAUAAUCAGACUCGACCCCUCGUCAGUCUCUGACGCCUCCUGUUUGGAUACAGAGUUGUUUUUGUGCACAAACCCAAUUCUCUUUUCCAUGGUGAAUUGUAAAUAUGUUUAUUUGCUUUAUUUAUGUUCUGACGCCGUGAUCAAUCCUUUUGGGGUUGGUGUUAUUAUGAAUGCGCUUCCUGCGAUGGAGCGUGUUGGAAUAUGAUGACUUCUUACAAGUCUAAAUUUAAUAAACCGUUCUAUACCGUUUGUACA